Dipodomys spectabilis (banner-tailed kangaroo rat) is the source of this 895-nucleotide messenger RNA. Its product is annotated as CMRF35-like molecule 6. Bases 75 to 716 code for a protein of 213 amino acids. The transcript is spliced from 4 exons. The record is from RefSeq and is a predicted model, not a curated record. Gene Ontology annotation, cellular component: plasma membrane. NCBI's taxonomy places the organism in Eukaryota, Metazoa, Chordata, Mammalia, Rodentia, Heteromyidae. Gene Ontology annotation, molecular function: transmembrane signaling receptor activity.
GGGAUGCGCCCAGCCCAGAGCGGGCUGAGAUCCACUAGUGGCUUGACCUGGCUGCCAGUGGCCUCAGGGGGAAAAUGACCCCAUGGACCCUGGCUGUGUGGCUGCCUUUGAAUCUGCUGCUUCUCUGGCUCCCAGGCUGCUGUCUUCUGAGAGGCCCCAGCAGAGUGACAGGCACCCAGGGCGGAUCCCUGAGCCUGCAGUUCUGGUAUGAGGAGAAAUACAAGACAUAUAACAAAUACUGGUGCAGAAGCUCACGUGUGCUAAGACGAUGUGAGAAUACUGUGGAGACCAAAGACUCAGAGAGAGAAGUGAGCAGAGGCAGAAUGUCCAUCAGUGACCAUCCUGAGAACCUCACCUUCACUGUGACCUUGAAGAACCUCUCUCUGGAGGACACAGGCUCUUACUGGUGUGGGAUUCAUAUACCUUGGCAAGAAGAACUGGAUGACUACUUCCAGGUUGCUGUGUUUGUGCUCCCAGCCUCCAGUUCCAAGAACAACAGGAGCACCCUGAGGCCUCCCACCCUGGAGCCUCCACCAAAGGGGCCAGGCACCACAAGGAAGGCCAUGCCAACCCCCAGCCCACAGCCUGGGUCCCUGCUGAGCAGCGUCCACUUCCUGCUGUUGGUCUUUCUGGAGCUGCCCCUGCUGCUGGGCAUGCUCAGUGCGGUCCUCUGGGUGAACAGGCCUCUGAAGAUCCCAAAGCAGCAGGUGGAGUAAACCAGAUUCUGAGCACCAGUGACAUCUGUGGCAGCUACGUGGCCCCUUGGGGAUAGAGACCACCACCUUCUGACCGGCAGAUCUGUGUUUCCUUCACAAUACUCUACACCUUCCAGAAAUAUCUGGGAAAUGUCUUCUUGUGUUAUAUCAAAUAUAUAAAAGAAUAUGUCUAAUAAAUA